Rangifer tarandus platyrhynchus (Svalbard reindeer) is the source of this 309-nucleotide messenger RNA. NCBI's taxonomy places the organism in Eukaryota, Metazoa, Chordata, Mammalia, Artiodactyla, Cervidae. The record is from the annotation of a GenBank genome assembly.
AUGCAGGUGGAGAAAGACGGCUGCACAAAGAGAAGCAGCCCUGGUCGGGGUGAGACGGGAGAGGCAGAAACCGAGGACCAGGAGGAGGACGAGACGGGUGGGAGAGAAAGGAGAAGCCAGGGUCAGACAGCGGAGGGGCGGGGAGGGGAGGGGGUGAAGGCCGGGAGCCACCUCAGCGCGACAGGAGUUGUUGGAUGGAGAAGACGGAGGUGGAACCCAGAGCGGCUCCAUGGGUCCAGCAGCGAGGCUACUCGCCUGCCUGGGGAGGGAACGCGGAGGGAGGACUGGAAGCAAAGGACGGGAGGGUAG